Neogale vison (American mink) is the source of this 8779-nucleotide messenger RNA. RefSeq names its product pleckstrin homology domain containing M3 (gene PLEKHM3). The coding region runs from base 439 to 2715 and encodes 758 amino acids. NCBI's taxonomy places the organism in Eukaryota, Metazoa, Chordata, Mammalia, Carnivora, Mustelidae. The record is from RefSeq and is a predicted model, not a curated record. The transcript is spliced from 8 exons.
UCUCCCUGCUUCUGGGUCCUAGAACCCGCGACUCGGCGGAGCCUUCCCUCCUCCCGUCGCGCCGGGGCGCCGAGACGCGGCCGUGGUGCCCUCCGUGGACGCCGAUCGUUUUUAAGGAAAUCAAGGAUUGCAUGGCAUUGCUUUAACAAGCACUUCCUGUUAUCUUUACGGAGAUCUCAAUGAAGAAUAAUCUCGAAGGAGCAUUUGUCUUCCUGUACUUCUGCUAAUGGCCAUUAGCUGCUAGCAAAUGCUUUUAAUGACUGAAAAAACAUCAACUAUCCUUGUGCUUGGCCUGCUCUAGGCAGUCAAAUGAAGGUUUCUUUCAGUUGUUUCGGAACUCUAUUGCUGAAGCACAGCUCUCUUUGUUGGGUGAAUGAGUGUUCAUGAAGCCCUUUCCUGAACCAGCGGAGGAGCCUUAGGCUUUGUGAAGCCUGCAACAUGGAAGCUUUGGAAGUAGAUGAUAUCAGUCCAGCCUUGGAAGUUACUGAGGAUUUCUUUAGUACUUUUGACAGUAAGCUAGAAAAGGCUGUACAGCAAGCCGAGGUUUAUGGGAUUCAGGAAGUCCCUGAAUUGGUGGGGCAUGAGGUACUCACUACCAUAACGGACAAUGGUGCUAUCAGACAUGUUGCGUCCCUGGGCAAGGGGGGCCUGCUUUGGGACCACUGUAAGAGCAGGCUCUUAGAAACCAAAGCUCAGAAUGUCUUCCCUGCCAAAGAACAGUUUAUGGUUCAGAAAGGGACAGCCCCGGAUAAUCUUUCCUGGAUGGAACAAAAGGAAGCAUCAACCUUUAACUUUUUUAACGUGUGUCAGCGUCGGAGGGACAGGCCUCGUUCCGUCAAUGACUUAUUGGAUGAGACCUCUACUUUUAAGCCAGGUCAUGCUCGGUCAAGGUCAGAUGUCACCCAGGUGGACUGGAGGCUAGUCCUCCAAACCAUGCCUCUGCAGCAGCAGCCACCAUGUCUCCGGGGCCCUCAUUUCGGCAGGCCCGCUUUUCUGUCGUCCUCACCAAAUAAGGUCGAAGAUGCUCAAGGGAAUACUGAACACAAGCAGGCAUUCCCAAACAUUCUGAAGAAGGGGUACCUGGAGAUUAGGAAGGACCAUGACAGUUACUGGCAAAGCUGUUACGCAGAGCUCUCCCCGUACAACUUGUACUUCUACAGCCUUGACAGCAGUGGCAAUCAAGCCCUCUAUGCCACCUACCAGCUUUCACACUUCCAGAGCAUAUCUGUUUUGGGCAACCUCGAGGCCAGGCUGGUGGAUACCGUUCUGUAUGACAACACUCAGCUGCAGCUAAAGGCAGAAUCACCAUGGGAGGCUUUGGACUGGGGGCAGAAGCUUUGGGAAGUCGUGCACGCCGCCGUGCCUGGUUACGUGGGGCGGCAGGAUGAGCUGGCCAACUCACCCGGACUUGGUCAUCACGUUGACUGUACACAGAAUCACUGUUUACAGAAGAAGUCCAGUGAGCUGCUCGCGCCAUCCCCUGUCUUGGAUAGCCCCAAACAAUAUGAAAACAUUAUCAAGUCAGGGACGCUAUACAGGCUCACUGUCCAGAACAACUGGAAGGCAUUUACUUUCGUGCUGAGCAGAGCCUACCUUAUGGCUUUCCAGCCUGGCAAGCUAGAUGAGGACCCCCUGCUAAGCUACCAUGUGGACGUGUGUCUGGCUGUCCAGGUGGACAACCUGGACGACUGUGACUCUUGCUUUCAAGUCAUCUUCCCCCAAGAUGUGCUCCGCCUCCGCGCAGAGACCCGGCAGAGGGCCGAGGAGUGGAUGGAGGCUCUGAGAACAGCAGCCAAUGUGGCGAGGAGUUCAGAGCAAAACCUGCAAGUCACCCUGAGAAGCAAACCCAAGGAUCAGAUGGGUGGGCACGAACUCAGGAAGAACAAACGUCAGUCUGUGACCACCAGCUUCCUCAGCAUUCUCACAACUUUGUCUCUGGAGCGAGGACUCACUGCUCAGAGUUUCAAAUGUGCAGGAUGUCAGCGAUCCAUAGGUCUCUCCAGUGGGAAGGCCAAGGUGUGCAGUUACAGUGGGUGGUAUUACUGCAGCGGCUGCCAUGUGGACGACAGUUUCCUCAUCCCGGCGCGCAUAGUCCACAACUGGGAUACUUCAAAGUACAAGGUAUCGAAGCAGGCCAAAGAGUUUCUGGAGUACGUGUACGAAGAGCCCCUGAUCGACAUCCAGCAGGAGAACCCCAUGCUGUACCGGCACGCCGAGCCACUGGCCACCGUGGUGCGGCUGCGGCAGCGGCUGAAAUCUCUGCGAGCCUACCUGUUCAGCUGCCGGGCCGCCGUGGCCGAGGACCUGCGCCGCAGAAUCUUCCCCAGAGAAUACCUCCUUCAACAGAUUCACCUGUAUUCCCUCGCUGAUCUGCAGCAGGUGAUAGAGGGGAAACUGGCUCCAUUCUUGGGCAAGGUCAUUAAAUUUGCCACCUCACACGUGUACAGCUGCAGUCUUUGUAGCCAGAAGGGGUUCAUCUGCGAAAUCUGUAACAAUGGAGAGAUCCUCUACCCUUUUGAAGAUAUUUCAACAAGCAGGUGUGAAAGCUGUGGGGCCGUUUUCCAUUCUGAAUGCAAAGAGAAGUCUGUCCCCUGCCCGAGGUGUGUCCGCCGGGAGCUGCAGAAGAAGCAGAAAUCUUUCUGGCGGAGGCUGAACAUGGACGAGAGCCUGGAGGAGGCUUGCAACAUGUUCGAGCUGUCCUACCAGAACACCUGACUCAGCGGGGGCCCGAGGCCAGGGACUGACCUCUCGCUGAGCCAGCAGCCGGCGGCUUCCUAGCUAGCCAGCCAGAACCCUUUGGAAGAGGAGGAUGUCUCAUCUUCAGCUAGAUAUAGAUGUAUAUCCACAUACAUAUCCACGCAUCCCAGUACGUCCCGUCUGUAUGUUCUGUGCAAAUCGCUGUCCAAAAGGUCCGUGAAGCCUCCGUGGCUCCUGAAAACUACCAGUAGCUGAAUUACACUUAGCCUUGAAUUUCAGCAGCUCGCUCCCAAGCAAAACGUGGUUUACACCCAAUGCUUUAGAGUCCAGACUUUUUUUUUUUUUUUUUUUUUGGCUCUCGGGGCCAUUUCAGUACAUAGGACACAGGAGGAAGCAUCUCCUACAGAACCACAGAACUUUGGGUUCUUUUCAUGUUAUUUAUUUUUAGCCUUCGCAGAGGACGGAGUAACUGAGGCAAAUACUCAUCACCGUCUGUUUCGAAUGAAAAUCUUCAGGACACAGGAACGAUGCCUGGAUCAUUCCAGGACCCAGUGUCCCUGACACCGUCACCUCGGUUUCUACCACGCAGGUGGGGAUCACUCAGCCGAGCCAAGUGGCUCAGAGAUGAGGCGUGUGCGCUCCCUCUGACAGAAAGCAGGCACCCUCGAAUUUAUGAGGAGAGCUCCUUCUGGCUUUGAGGUUCAUCUCAGGUUUUUUCCUGAGAAAAAAGACCUCAGACACCGAUGACUGCAUGUGUCGGUCUGUUUGCGGGUGUGAAUCCCAGCGCCCCCUGAGGCCGCGGGGCCCCCCACCAUAGUCGGUGGAAAACGUAGCUUUCUGAAGAGCAGUUUUCCCGGGGCUUCAUGGGUAACACGGAUGAGGUCGUAAUGGUGCCGGCCUGAGGAAAUUUCCUGUGACUGCGUUAAAUACAUCGGUUUGUAGACUGGUGGAGAUCAUGCAUACAUUCUAGGAGAUGGUCUUCAAUUUCUUUUCACAGAAUCUCGUGUGGGCAUUUCCUAUUUAUUUCAAAUGCUUUAUUUCUCGUGGCUCGUGUUUGCACUUUCAUUUGGACCUUUGCUUUGUCACUUCCACUUUCGCAUUUUUAAAAUUGUUUACAAAAUCAAAGUAACACGGGACUUCAAAACCCCCACGCUAGAUUAUGAAGAAAAUGUCAAACUUAUGAAUAUAAUGAAUUCAGUGUAAUAAUAUUGUCUGAAUAAAUAUUUAAUCCCACAUAUAAUCCCCACCUUAAACAGAAUGUGCUAAAAUCGUAUCACAGGAGUAGGAAAUCUAAGAAACUGCUUCGCCGCUUGGCCGAGUGGUGGCCCCCAGCGCGGGGCCCUCCCAGGAGCCGCGUCCAGUGGCUGUGACCAGAAUGCCAGAUGGGACAGCGCUGGAAAUCAUGGCUCCCAUCCUCCCACCAGAACUCUUUCCAGAACAGAAAGAUACACUGAUCCUGAGACAAUGUUCAGGCGACUACUGAGAAGACUCUCUUGCCACUGAGCAGAUGCCUCCAGUGCCCUCCCGGUGUGGUAGUUUCACUGUUGUUGGAGUCUAGAGCAUCAGUGGCUCAGGAAGUACAGGAUACAUUUAACCCCAUUGCCACUGCCCCCCUCCCCCUGCCCCGACACCUUGCUCCCUCCAGAUCCUAACUCUUGAUACCUCCGUCCACUUAGAGGCCAGACAUUUCAGACAGACUUGUGCAGACUGCCAGUACCUGGGCCCCAGACCGCAAGCUUCAUUUAUUUUCCGAUCCUACAGCAGCUGUAACCAACGGCAUAAAAACUUGCUAAAAGGCCAAGGCUCCCUUCACGAGGAGACCUUACGGAGCCUUUUAUUCUUGGAAAAGCAGGUUGACUUUUCCCCCACCCCGGUUACAGAGAAUGUUGCACACAAAAAGAUAAAGGGUGGAAAAAUCUCAAACAAGCGCUUGGCAAACAGGCAAACAAAUUUGACCCUCUCCUUUUUCCUCCCCUUCGUGAAACACAGUAUUUAUAUUUUCCAGCCUCAGAGAAGAUAGCAGAACAUGAUCUUUCACAAGAGAAUUAUAGACCUGCUUAUUAUAAAACAGAUGUGCUCCGAUGGCAAAGUGCCUUUUUCCUCCACCCCCAGCUCCCUGUCCCCGUAGCUUACUUCUGCCUUCCCCAUAAUUAAUGUAUCCGGGAUCCCGACUGUCAGCAAGGCAGUCCCCAGCACCCUGCGUUUGGAGCCCCGAAGUGCAGACGCCACUCCUCCCGGCCCAGCACACUGGCUCUCGGCACAGAAUCCCCUGUCCCACCUCACAGGCACCUAGCAUCCGAGCUGCUGGGGGUGCGAUUCUGGAUCCCCGUUCUAAAGGCCUCUGUCUUCACCGGUGCCCAUGGAGAGGGUCCCACUAAAUAUGGACCUCCCUGGGAACUCCCAAGGAGAACCUUCUAUCCACGUCAAUUUCUGCUUAUUUUCAGAAGAGAAAAAAAAAUUUUAUAUAUAUCUAUAUAUAGAGAAUAUAUAAAUCGCCAUUGGCUACCCAGAAGCAGGACUACUUCCUGGCUACUUCUCUUUUCUCUCCUUUUUGUAUGCCCUACACGGCCCGCAGCCACCACCACCCAAAUCUGAUAGGACAGAGCGGAGCCAGCUUCGGAAUUGGGUCGUCAUGAGAAGUUCAACAUUGCCGUUUUCCAGCCCAGAACGCCUUAGAGCCCAUGAACACCCUUACUGUUUUCCACCCAAAUGACUUGGUGCACUGUUAGGUAAUUGUUCCACUGCUUAGAAACUGUCGAAACAAAAGCAAAUCCGUGGAUUACCACCUCCCUAAGACCAAGCUAAUACCUGCUUUCCCCUCACAUUCCCUCUCUCAUCCCAUAUUAAAUAACUCGCACAUAAAACACCCGAGAAAAUGGCCAAUUAAUCUCCUAGAGCUGGCGGCCGACUCCAGGGAACCACUUUUCACUUGAAAGGCCCAUUCCCCGGUGGAUCACUGGAGGAAAUCCCUCCUAACGGUGCCAGAAACUCAUGUGUGAGACCGUCCAACCCUGGUAAAAUGUUGGCACCUAACCCUGCAGUAGAGAAGCCAGUUCCCAAAAUAGACCUCACUCGCACCACUGCGGGAAGGCCACGAAGUACUUUAAGAGCAGUCAACUGGAACCACAUCGUGUUUUUUCCAGCGCUGAUUUUCCCCAACCUUGAAAGCCUCUUUAUAUGAAAACCACGUCAACGCUCGUCAACCCCCUUUGCUUCCCUACUUUUCAGGGGACCGUAUUACCCUUAUUUUCCUAUCUGUAGUACUAAAGGGUAAUACUCUUUGGAGCUUGCCCGCUUGAUUCGCUGAGAGGGGAAUUGCUUUUUGAUUCUACUAGGCUAGGUUUCCACCAAAAAGGGAGUAUCGGUAGUGUUGGGGAUUUGUGGUUUCCAACUAACAGUGGUAUUUUGGCUCCUGCAAAAGGGCUGUGCCAUGACUUUCUUCCGGCUGCAGCAAGAACCCUGGUGUUGACCUCACUCUGGCGAAGCUAGAGUGAGUUCACUUUGAUGAGGUCUGGCCUCUGGUUUGUCGCUGCGUGUGUACACACUGCACAUUGACACCGGAGGGUUUCUCCCUGUGCCUCCUUGAAAAGAUUUGGCUUCCAAACCUCUGGGUUUAUUCUCUACCUGUUGGCCAAAAAAACCCGCCAUGCAUAAAUUACUGUAUUGGGGUAGGACGGGAUGCCCCACUGAACACUUCGUGCAAAGAGAGACAUCUGAGGAAUCCGAGAUACAUUUUGCUCCCAGCCGAGGGUGGAGCCAAUGCCGCUGUCCGUAAGUUUAGGCAGAAUUAUUCAUCUCCACCACAUUUUAUUGAAGUGACUGGAUUAGGAUGUCAGUCUUCAGCUCUUGAUUCUAAUACUGCCAAGAGUCAAUACAGAGGUUAUUUUACUUUUUUUUAACUUUUCUCAGUAAGAAGAUAUGCAUACAAUUUCCCCCUUAUUUCUUGAAUUUUCUGUCUCAAUACGUUUGUUACUCUAAUGGCAGAAAGUAGAGAAUUUAGGGUGAAACACAACGAAAUGAACACUCUCUCCUUGACAUGAACUGAGUCAGUAGAGGUACUGUUUUCCUUCCCUUGGUACUUGCUACAGCUGAGUGUUAGUGUGCUGUGUACCUUGGACGAUUCUUCUAACCCCGCAUCCAGUAGAACUCAUUGCUCUAGGUAGAGCCUGGUGAUGGGUGAGUAAGCCCCACUCGGUUAAUUUAAGCAGACAAGUGUUGGUUUCUGGCAUGGGGCACAGUUAAGUCCUAGCAUCCAGCAAAUUCCCCAUGGUAGACAAUUCUAUAUUGUAUUCAGACCCUCUGACUGGAAGGGUCUUCUUUGGUGUGUCUUAGUGGGUGCAGGCCAAGGUCAAGUCUAAGUCACUGUUAAACUCGAGGUAAAAGUCAGAAGUGUGGAAUGCCCUCCUCAGCACAACCGUGGUUGUCAGGAGUUUUAUUUAAAACGGGUUCCCAGUGAUCGUGUUAUGGGGCACUUUCCUCGCCAAGUGGCCUCCAAAGUGAUGGAAGGCAUUGUUCAGCUUGAAAAAAGGCACAACUGCUAUUUCGCUUUUGUUCCUCCCUGUGGAAAGAGAAGCCACCCUGUUAGAAAGGUGUGGAAGGAAGUCACAGUCGUUGCCCAGGGCAGGUGCUACAGCAACUCUUAGCGCAGCAAAGACUCCCUUCUCCUGACCAUCACGCUGUCGACCAGCCUCUCCUGUUCCCCUGGAUCUUCCUCGCCCUCCUCAGAGCCGGUGUCAGGCCUCCUGGCCAGAAAGCCGUAGGCAGACCACGGGAGCCGGCGCUCGUCCUCCAUGCUGGGCUUCCCUGUCUCUCCCCAUAGGAGUGCCUUACAGUACUGCCUCGUGCUUCUAGUCUCCUCCGUGGACCCACUGGAAGCCCUUUGCCUAAACACAGAUCACUUCGCUUCUUCCCUGCUGGCCACUCUGUACAGAUGUGCUCAGAACCUGCACAUUCCACAAGCAUGGCUGACCUUUCACCUUUGUUUAACCUGGUGCCUUAACCUGGAGAGGGAAGGAUUCCUUUGGGAACAUAUUGUUAAAGCAGAAUGGCAGAAACAUGGGCUUCCUAGCUCCGUGGACACUUCUACCAGGAAAUAUAAAAGACACAACCACAUAAUGUUUUAACUUUGUUUAAUGCUGGAUUUUGUGUGUGUGUGUGUGUUUUUGUUUGUUUGUUUUUUGUUGUUGUUGUUUGUUUAGUUUUUUUAAAUCACUCUUCAUUUGUUUGCUUGCUUGCAUUAACCACACUCAGGGGAAUGUAUGUCAUGAUGUCACCAAGGCCAACACGUAGAGGAAUUAAACCAGUUCUCCAGAUUUGAAUCUGUAAAGUCAGUGAACUUAGCCUUUUUCAGAUUAAAAAAUUACAGAAACAGAGUUUUCUUUUACUGUAUAAAGGUUUUCUUUUUUCCUUCGCCACCUGUUUUCCAAGUAGGAAGUGGGAAGCCUCUUGGACACAUUGUGAUAAAAAUGUUUCUGGGUGGCGUGGGCGGUCCACCAAGCUAUUAAAUUUGGCUUUUGCUGCUGGAGGCCUAGGUUCUGAUUUCAGUCACCCACCACAAUCUUAUUUUGAAUAGCCAGAAGCCUACCAUACAAGAUUUAGGGAGGGAAAAAAAAAAUCCGUCUUUAAGGAAUAGUAAAAGGGAAAAUGUUGUUUACAAAUGAAGAGCAUUGAACCGGGUGCAGAGAGUUCUGUUCCGCUUGUUGUUUGGCUCCUAGAUCAGAUCCGUGUCAUUUUCCCUGAGUUCUGCUCACACGGUACAGAAUUAAUUACGGUUCUGGGUUUGGGCUAUUGUAUCACUCUGUGUUGAGCUCUUUGAAAUAGCUGAUGCGCUAACAUACACACACACAAACACACACACAUAUAUGUUGUUUCUGUUUCCUGGAAUUCAUUGCCUUUUGUUUUGGAAUAACUUAUCCCUCUUUUUGUUUAUAUCAUUUUUAAGUAUCGGUAACUGUAAUAAUAUAAGAUAAAGUUGUGUUGUUGACAAGAGCCCGAGUUUUUAUGGUCAUCUGUCAUAUAAUUUAAGUGCACCAGUUCCUAAUGUAUAAAGUUAUCGCUCUCUCAAUAAACAAUAGAGAAAGUA